AUGAAGAGGACCGGCUACAUGACGGGAGGCCGUCGAGGCGGCUCCUCGGGGAGCAUGAAGUCCAAGCUUCCGCCCUUUCCCACGACACAGAUGUUUGUUCUCGCGCUCUGCAGAAUAUGCGAACCGAUUGCAUUCAUGUCCAUCUUCCCCUACGUCUAUAAGAUGGUCGAACACUUCAACAUUACCGAAGACAAGAGCAAGAUUUCCGUCUACGCCGGCAUGAUCACAUCCGCAUUCACUUUGGCCGAGUUUUCGACAGGAGUCGUUUGGGGAAGACUGAGCGACAAGAUUGGUCGCAAGCCUGUCCUCUUAAUGGGCCUCUUUGGCACGGCCUUGAGCUCUUUGGUUUUCGGAUUUGCCCCGAACUUGACGGUUGCACUCAUUGCGCGAGCUCUCGGUGGUCUGUUGAACGGAAAUAUUGGUGUCCUGCAAACGACUGUCGCGGAGUUGGUUACGGUCAAGGAGCAUCAGCCCCGCGCAUACACUAUUAUGCCCCUAGUUUGGUGUCUUGGCUCAAUUGUCGGACCUGCUCUUGGUGGAUUACUCGCCGAGCCUGUUCAAAGUUACCCGCAGUACUUCAAAGCGGGCUCGAUCUGGGAUCAGUACCCUUUUCUCCUGCCCAAUCUUUUCAGCGCCGCCACUGUCUUCUGCGGAGUUGUCAUCGGUCUGCUCUUUCUGGAAGAAACCCACGCUGAGCGCAAGAAGAGGAGAGACCCCGGUGUGGAGUUGGGAAAGCGCAUCAUCUCGUGGGUGUCGGCCAAGAGCUGCCAAAUCCCUGCGCGGAAGGCGGAGAAGCAGGCACUGCUCGACGAUGAUGAGCUCCCCGGCUACCGCACGAACGAGAGCUCUCCCCAACUUGUGGGAUCCGAGUCUACUAUCCCCGAGCCAACCGAGACUCUGGACCUCACAGAGGCAUCAAUCAUUGACGAAAUUGCUGAGCCGCCCAAGGUGAUCUUUACCAGACCUGUCAUCUUGAACAUCAUCUCCUACGGCAUCCUGGCCUUCCACACCAUGACCUUUGAUCAACUGUUCCCCGUCUUCCUCAGCACCACGCCUCGCGAGCACCCGGACGUUCACCUUCCUUUCAAGUUUCCCGGCGGCUUCUCGAUGGAGACCAAGUCCAUUGGCAUCAUUCUCGCGGUUCAGGGUGUCUACUCCAUGAUCUCGACAGUCUUCAUCUUCCCAUGGGUUACCAGACGCCUCGGUCCUCUCCGGCUGUUCAGACUAUUGGCCAUUUCUUACUUCUUGCUCUACCUGACGACACCCUACCUAGCUCUGUUGCCUGAGAACUUGCGAAUCAUCGGCAUCUAUAUCAUGGUUAUCUGGAAGUGCACCUUCUCGACCAUGGCCUACCCCAGCAAUGCGAUUCUGCUCACAAACUCGGCACCGAGCCUCAUGUCCCUCGGAACUAUUAACGGCGUUGCCGCCUCGACAGCGAGCUUGUGCAGAGCGUUCGGGCCGACCAUUUCGGGCUUCCUUUACACUCUUGGUAUUCGAACCGGCUACUCCGGACUUGCUUGGUGGACCAGCGGUGCCAUUACCAUUUUCGGCGCCUUCCUAAGCAUGCAUCUUACCGAGCCCCGUGGACGCUUGGACGAGCCUGUCAGAGAUAUUGAGACGGCAGUGGAACCCACUGAGAUUGAGGGCUUGCUAGUUCCCCUGGACGACGACGAACACGAGGUUGAGGCCGGCCCCAGCCGGAGAUCGUGA
Messenger RNA from Colletotrichum tamarilloi, 1710 nucleotides. Its product is annotated as major facilitator superfamily transporter. Gene Ontology annotation, molecular function: transmembrane transporter activity. The record is from RefSeq and is a predicted model, not a curated record. Lineage: Eukaryota; Fungi; Ascomycota; Sordariomycetes; Glomerellales; Glomerellaceae. Bases 1 to 1710 code for a protein of 569 amino acids. Gene Ontology annotation, biological process: transmembrane transport. The transcript is spliced from 6 exons.